AUGAUCAAACACAAGCACCAACUUAGAAGUGUUUACUGGAAUUCACCAACUGAAUUCAAGAACAAUGAAUUUAUUGACCUCUUGCUUGAAGGACCUCAAGAGAUGAGGAUGACGGCCGCCUGCGUUGGUGAGACCAGCACCCAGAUGCAUGCUUUACUCUCCUCCAGAGACACCGUCACAGCUGCUCCAGAAGCAGUGCCUCACCAGCCCUCUGGCAUCUUCAGGCCAGCCACACUUACGCAUGAAGUCAACCAUCCCAACGAGAAACAGAAGUUCUGA
Messenger RNA from Rangifer tarandus platyrhynchus (Svalbard reindeer), 279 nucleotides. The record is from the annotation of a GenBank genome assembly. Lineage: Eukaryota; Metazoa; Chordata; Mammalia; Artiodactyla; Cervidae.